Syzygium oleosum is the source of this 1608-nucleotide messenger RNA. Its product is annotated as tubulin beta chain. The transcript has 3 exons. Gene Ontology annotation, biological process: microtubule cytoskeleton organization; mitotic cell cycle. The record is from RefSeq and is a predicted model, not a curated record. Lineage: Eukaryota; Viridiplantae; Streptophyta; Magnoliopsida; Myrtales; Myrtaceae. Gene Ontology annotation, cellular component: cytoplasm; microtubule. Gene Ontology annotation, molecular function: GTP binding; structural constituent of cytoskeleton; GTPase activity. The coding region runs from base 61 to 1401 and encodes 446 amino acids.
CCCGAGAAAAUCCGACGCCCGCCGCCCACCGCCCACCGCCGAACCGCCGCCCGAGCGACGAUGAGGGAGAUCCUGCACAUCCAGGGUGGCCAGUGCGGCAACCAGAUCGGGGCCAAGUUCUGGGAGGUCAUCUGCGACGAGCACGGCAUCGACGCCACGGGCAAGUACAGCGGCGACGCCGACCUCCAGCUCGAGCGCAUCAACGUCUACUACAACGAGGCCAGCGGCGGCCGCUACGUCCCCCGCGCCGUCCUCAUGGAUCUCGAGCCCGGCACCAUGGACUCCGUCCGAUCCGGCCCCUUCGGCCAGAUCUUCCGCCCCGACAACUUCGUCUUCGGCCAGUCCGGCGCCGGCAACAACUGGGCCAAGGGCCACUACACCGAGGGCGCCGAGCUCAUCGACGCCGUCCUCGACGUCGUCCGCAAGGAGGCCGAGAACUGCGAUUGCCUCCAGGGAUUUCAAGUUUGUCAUUCUCUCGGUGGAGGAACUGGCUCUGGCAUGGGGACACUCCUUAUUUCCAAGAUCAGGGAGGAGUAUCCAGACCGAAUGAUGCUUACAUUCUCAGUCUUUCCUUCUCCCAAGGUAUCCGAUACGGUGGUUGAGCCGUACAAUGCAACCCUUUCUGUGCAUCAGCUUGUUGAGAAUGCUGAUGAAUGUAUGGUGCUGGACAAUGAAGCUCUCUACGACAUCUGCUUCCGUACUCUCAAGCUUGCCACCCCUACCUUUGGUGAUCUUAAUCAUCUCAUCUCUGCUACCAUGAGUGGUGUGACAUGUUGUCUUCGGUUCCCUGGUCAGCUGAACUCUGACCUUCGGAAGCUCGCCGUCAACCUUAUCCCGUUCCCACGGCUCCACUUUUUUAUGGUUGGAUUUGCACCACUCACAUCCAGGGGGUCUCAGCAAUAUCGUGCUUUGACUGUUCCCGAAUUGACCCAACAGAUGUGGGAUGCCAAGAACAUGAUGUGUGCGGCUGACCCACGUCAUGGCCGCUACUUAACUGCCUCCGCCAUGUUCCGUGGAAAGAUGAGCACCAAGGAAGUUGAUGAGCAGAUGAUAAAUGUUCAGAACAAGAAUUCUUCAUACUUCGUUGAGUGGAUUCCUAACAAUGUGAAGUCCAGCGUAUGCGACAUCCCACCCAAGGGUUUGAAGAUGGCAUCAACCUUCAUCGGGAAUUCGACCUCAAUCCAAGAGAUGUUCAGGCGAGUGAGCGAGCAGUUCACCGCUAUGUUUAGGCGCAAGGCUUUCUUGCACUGGUACACGGGCGAGGGAAUGGACGAGAUGGAGUUCACCGAGGCCGAGAGCAACAUGAAUGAUUUGGUGGCCGAGUACCAGCAAUACCAGGAUGCUACUGCUGAUGAUGAGGAGGAGGAGUAUGAGGAAGAAGAGGAGGAGGUUGCUGCUUGAGGUGUGAUUUUUUCUGUUCAAGUAUUUGUUGCCUGCUCUUGACAAGAGUUUAUGUGAUGUUGUGAAAUUGUCAUUUAGAUUGCUUUCCUAUCUGUAAGUCUUGUUUUAUUAUUGUAUUUGCAAUUUGGUGACUUGCUAUUCCACCGUUGUGGAAUCAUGGUUGUUCCUUCCUAUUAAGUAAAUGAAGGUAUUGUUGGAAGCUAGAAA